Musca domestica (house fly) is the source of this 3774-nucleotide messenger RNA. RefSeq names its product protein cueball (gene cue). The coding region runs from base 322 to 2208 and encodes 628 amino acids. NCBI's taxonomy places the organism in Eukaryota, Metazoa, Arthropoda, Insecta, Diptera, Muscidae. The transcript has 4 exons. The record is from RefSeq and is a predicted model, not a curated record.
CAUUUAUUAUCAUCAUGUAUCGCCAAUAAGCGAAAGUCAAGAGCGGAAAAAUAAAAAAACCAAAGCAAAAAAUAUAAGUUAGCUAACGGCCGCGCUAACGUGUUAUUCCAAAAUAAAUAUAAACAAAACCUAUUAUCGAUGCAAAUUGAGUUACAAAAAAGUGAAAUAAGAUAAUAAAUAUAAAAAGAAAAUUAUUGAGAAUAUAUGCUUAGAGAAUUUUAGAGUGCAACAUAACCAAAGUAGAAAUUUAAGUCAUUUGUUUGUGAAAUAUUUUUAAAAAUUUUCUAUUAGACUAGGCUUGGAAAAGAAAGUGUAUGGAAAAUGUGGAAAAUAUUUGAAAUGCUGAUAUUUCUAAUGGUGCUAUGUGCACAACACCGACACGCAUUGGCUGAUGGCAAGUGGGAUUAUGCUGUAACCGCUAAAACGAAAAUUGUCUUUUACAAUGACCAAUGGCGGGAUGUAAUCUCAUCGGCACAUCAGUUUGAUCACUUGACAGCCAUUGCUUUCGAUGAAACCGAAGAAAUUGUUUACUUUGCCGAUCGUAUGCACAACAACGGCAGCAUAUUUUCACUGAAAUUGCCAAAUGGUGCUUCUGGUGAUAGUCACGUCAUUGACACUGUUGUCCAGCGGACACAAAAUGAAACCGUUACCGGUAUUGCUUACGACCCGUUGGAUCGCAAUGUCUAUUGGGUAGAUCAAAGUGGUAAAAAGAUCUACUAUGCCUCGGUUGAUAGGGCCGAAAGGGAGAUGCCCAAAGUUCUAAUUGAUUUCAAAAAGGAAGCAACUGUACCCGAUGGCAUUGCAAUUGACUUUUGUCGCCGCAAAUUGUAUUGGACAAAUUCUAAUUUUGUCAAUGCCACCAUUGAGCGGAUUGAUUUGAACGGCAAGAAUCGCAAAACAAUUAUCGACAAAGAUUUAUACCUGCCACAUGGCAUAGUGGUGGAUCAGUUGUCGGAUCGUAUCUACUGGGUUGUCGAUCAGCAGGGUAUACACUUCACUGUGGAAAGUGCCAAAUUGGAUGGUACCGAUCGCCAAAUAAUUGUCAAAGGUCUGGAUAGUACACCUUCAAAUUUAGCCGUAACAAAGGAAUUGAUAUUUUGGACGGAUCAGAGACACGAAGCCAUAUGGACGCACAUAAAAGAGGCCAAUGUAAAAGUAAAUCGAUCGGAAGAAGUCAUCGAAGAAGAGGCCAAACCGCAUAUUAUAUUGCGUAUGCAAGACAAGCCCAGUGGCAUUAUAGCGCGUACACGUUUUAUGACCAAUUUGCAACAAGAUGAACAUUGUGCCAGUGUGGUAAAUAAAAUAAAGCGUCGUAUCUUGGAUUCCGUGCCUGCCUCUAUUCCAAAUACAACAGGCUCAAAUGGAACGGCAAUCACCAAGCGUGAUUAUUGUCUCAACGAUGGUGAAUAUAUACCACAAAGUGGCAUUUGCAUAUGUAAGGUGGGUUUCAUAGGUGCUCGCUGUGAGACGAAUGAAUGCCACAAUUACUGCAUCCAUGGUACGUGCACCAUGUCUUCCACGGGCCAACAGAAAUGUUCGUGUCAACGUGGUUUCUACGGCAAACGUUGUCAGUCAUCCAGCUGCGCUGGAUAUUGCCUAAACGAUGGGGUGUGUAAAAUUGAAAGUAACGGCGAGCCUUCGUGCGAGUGUCCCGACAAUUUCGGUGGUCAACGUUGUGACCAGAAUUCGACAGAAAUAUGUGCAUUGUUUUGUCGUGUAUUAAAAUAUGAACCCGAAACCUAUGUUCCCUUUGGAUGUCAUGACAUAUGUGAAGAAUUAUCUUCUCAAAGCGAAGAGGCAGCCCAACUUUACGCCAUACCAACAUACAAACAUUUAGAAGUUUGUAAAAAUCAAGUGACAUGGACCAAUACAGUUAUAAUUGCCCUUGUGGCUGGCGUUGUGUCCUGCUUGUGUUUGGUCCUGUUCAUUGUACAUGCGAUAAGACGUUUCUAUAAACCGGCCAGGCCAAGGAUAAAGAAGACAUUUGUUGUGCGCAGACAACCCGCUUCCACAGACACUCCGCUUACAAAUCGUCCAAUAGCAACAGAACAAUGUGAAAUAACAAUAGAAAACUGUUGCAAUAUGAACUAUUGUGAUACGCCGUGUUUUGAUCCGAAAAUGGUACAACAAACGUUAUCACGCGAUACCAACAAUACCAAAGAAGACAAAAAGAUUUUAAUACAUAACAUGGAGGAUGAUCUUUAUUGAUGAACCCAAGAUGAUAUUCGUAUCCAUGCGGGAAGUAUGGAAAUUGGCGUGUGUGUCACUCCCCUUAAAAGAGGCCUUAAAGCAUAGUAUCAUUGCCAUUUAUAGAAAAAGGGUAGCUUAGAUGUACUUAAAAAUUAACGUUUAUAUAGAUAAAUCUUCCAAAAAGGCAUCUAAAAUAGCAGUCAACUACUUUAACUGCUUUAUAAUUUUUAAAUGAUGCUAAGGCGUGUCUUCUCAUUUUACUAUUUUUACGAUUUUUUUUAGUUUUCAUUAUGUUGUAAAAUGUACAGUCAUGGGCUAUAAAGAAGACAAAACAGCUUUUCAUUUACAUAAACAUUCAAGAACAUUGUAAAAGCACGCCCUUCAUCGAGAAUGCAAGAAUAUGGGUUCAAAAGACUAGUACCUUUCAAGAGACAAGCUUUUACUGUCGACUUCUAAAUAGAGUCGAAGUAUGGAUCAAUACUGCUAUGUAUAAAGUAAUCCAUUCAUAUAAAAAUAUCUUAACUUUGGCACGAUAAUAGAUGAUAUGGACUGUCAUUCACAUAUGUUAUGAGAUAUUGAAUAAAAAACAAACUAAUUCAAACUCAUGCAAUGUCACCCCACAAUUUUGAAGAAUGACUAUAUCGAAAUAUAACAUGACUUUCCAAAUAUUAGGAAAGUUUUUGCAUUGGCAGAAAAAAGUUAAGAACAAAUAAUAAAUUCAAAGAAGAUCCGUAAAAUAUUUCCAUAGUGUUCUUAUACUGUAGUAUACGAAAUAUACUGUGAAAGAGAACAAGUUUUGUGCUACUUUACUGUCCAUGACUGUGAAAUAUAUUUUAUUUUUUUAUUUAUUAUUUUAAAUUGAAUUGAAUACGAAACGGGUUUACUUAAUUUAGUAUAAUUAAAUCAAAUUAGAGAGGAUAGAUUCAAUCGGUGUAUAAACAUUAGCAUUGUGGUGCAAAAUAUAAAAUAUUCUUACCAGCUCAAACCAAAUGCCCCUUUUCAGUAACUAUUAUUGAAUUCAAGUAAAUUUGAAGAGAAUUUGUGUUUGCCCCCCUACCACAUGUUAUUUGUACUUAGAUAUUAAUACUACGAUUGGAAAUUAUCCUAAAAUAAUUAGAAUGGAAACAAUUUUGCACAAAUUUUUUGCAAGUAAAACCAAAUAGAAAACAAAAUCUAAAUGUCUUGCUUUAAGCAAUUUAUGUACAAAUACAUUAAUUAAAAGACAUUCACUUAAUUAGUUUAACAAUUAUCCAUCAGGGUGUUAAGUUAGUGCAUACAUUCACACAUUCACCACAACCAUCAUGCCUGUAAAUGAAUGCAAAGUUUUAUUUGAAAUAAUUCACCCAAUAUAAUUUAUAAUUUAUUUUUAAUGUGAUUUGAAAUAAUAUUAUCUGAUGUAUAUAAGGUAGAAAAAUUGUAAAUUCAAGUGAUUAAUAAUUAACUUCAUUGAGAUAAAAGUUCCUUUAAUUUUAUGAAAACAUUAACAAUGUGUGUACAGAUUUACAAAUAUAUACAAUUAGAUGACAAUGAAUGUCGCGAGGUCUGUUUAAAUAUAAUAUCGAAAUAAAUGAAAAAUAUUGUUAA